CGAAACACCAUCUGUUGUGUUUUGCUUCCGUGAAAUCCGAGCCAGUAAAUCUAUAUGCUGGUCUAACAAACGGAAAUUAAGAAUGGUUACAAAGAGGAUCCGAACGGAGUAUAUGAAGAGAUUCAAGGACCCGGAAUGGGAAACCUACGCCAAGUGUUAUGAGGAGAUGAUAAAGUACAGACUGACGAGAAGGCUUUUGGAACAAACUCAUAAUCCGUGGUUUUGGAACAGUGACAGUGACUCGGAAUCCAGCAGGUCCACUCCUCAAAAGAAUAAAGUUGGGCCAUUGGUCCUAAAAGAAGAAUCACAACAAGAAUGUGAGAGAAAGAUUCCACCUAAAGAACCAUUGGAACAGAAGAUCCCCAUUUCAGAAGAACUGCAAGAAGAAGUUGCUUCUCCGGAGACCUCGCCACCCAUUGAUGUACAGGGUGCUGUGGACAGAGGCUGUGGAGAGAUAGAGGAAGAGAAGCUGGGACAAGGAUUAAUUGCCUCUGAGUCAGGGAAGAAGCCAGAGGCCCAAACUAAAACCAAACAGUCCAGAAAGCCCCUCAGGGCAUGGAGCCAGCUACAGAAGCCCAAAGAGACUGACAAGAAAAACAGGCACCCAUUUGCCCUGUAUGGAGGGGGUGAUAAGCCAGCUGAGAUGGCUAGGAAGAAAACUCACAAUGUGGGUCCAGCUGCAUCAACCAAGGAGAUCCACCAGUCUGCAUUACGGGCCAAAACCAGACGGGAGGUUGAGAAGCAGGUGCAGAAAGUGGACAAGUGGAGAGUGCGGUCUGCAGAGCUGGAGAAAGUGACCAUGACCAAACCUGACUUUGACCCCUGGAUGACAGAGUACAUGCGCUGCUUUUCUGCCAGGUCCUGAUAGAUAUACAGUGAGGGGGGGAAAGUAUUUAAUCCCCUGCUUAUUUUGAA
This is a messenger RNA of Salvelinus namaycush (lake trout), 915 nucleotides long. RefSeq names its product centriole, cilia and spindle-associated protein b (gene ccsapb). Gene Ontology annotation, cellular component: spindle; centriole; ciliary transition zone. Bases 83 to 865 code for a protein of 260 amino acids. Gene Ontology annotation, molecular function: microtubule binding. The transcript has 4 exons. Gene Ontology annotation, biological process: regulation of mitotic spindle assembly. NCBI's taxonomy places the organism in Eukaryota, Metazoa, Chordata, Actinopteri, Salmoniformes, Salmonidae. The record is from RefSeq and is a predicted model, not a curated record.